Molecule: messenger RNA, 3569 nt
Organism: Clarias gariepinus (North African catfish)
Lineage: Eukaryota; Metazoa; Chordata; Actinopteri; Siluriformes; Clariidae
Product: free fatty acid receptor 3-like
Exons: 3
Coding region: 706-1674 (322 amino acids)
Biological process (GO): G protein-coupled receptor signaling pathway; cellular response to fatty acid
Cellular component (GO): plasma membrane
Molecular function (GO): G protein-coupled receptor activity
Source: RefSeq, a predicted model, not a curated record
AAACAAGUUCAGAUUCAUACUGUAUUGUGGCUCUGCUUAUCAGAAUGUAAAGGGGGAAACCUAACAGCUGUUGAUAAAGCAAAGGGUAAAGCAUUGUUUAUCUGUAAGGUGUAAAAAGUAACAAUUUCCUUCUGCCAAAGAAGACUUAAAGCACAGUAGGGUUAUGAGACUGUAAGCCACAGUAAAACAUUUCAAUUGUGAAAACGGCAGUACGUCCGUGAAUGAGAGGUUUUUACUUUUAGAACUAUCUUCUGUUAUACUAUAUAAUCAAAAGUCCUGGUUUGACUAGAACCUCUCUCAUAAAAAAAAGGAAGAAGAAAUAGGGCCUUUUUAAAAGGUGGAUUUAUGUAUUUUCACUUUGAGUGUGGGGAGAGGCAAAAAAUGUGUCAGUUAUGUGGCAUGUGUCACUUCCUGAAAUGCCAUGACGAAAGUCUAUUCUGUAGCGUCAUUUAUAUGCGUGAUGCACAACAGGCAGUCAAAUUACAUAUGGACAUGGACAGAAGAUUUUAACUGUAUUUCACAUUCGCUAAUCGUUAUAUACAGUAGGGCACUUGAGCAAAUUCUGGAGACAUCAGAGCCAAGAGUUGAAUUAACAAAGUGUGUUUCAACACUGGCAAAUUAAGCACUUAUCAGUUGUUUUGGACCCAUCUGAGCGUAAAUAACAUCGCACAGAAUAACAAAGGAAGAUUGGGUUAAAAGUCAACCAUGAAGUGGAAGGACAAUCCUGAACUAAGCAAUUUGGUCCUGGCGGUGGAUGGUAUCACACUGAUCACCGGCCUUCCUGCCAACCUGGUGGCUCUCUACACCUUUGUUCAAAAAGUGAGGCAUCGACCUACGCCCAUUGACGUGCUCUUGCUCAGCCUCACAAUAUCAGACCUGAUCUUCCUUUUCUUUCUUAUGUUCCGUAUGAAAGAAGCUGCCGACAUGGACUGGACCCUUCCGCAGUUUCUCUGUCCUCUUUCGGGAUUCUUCUUUUACACAACCAUUUAUAACAGCACGUUUCUCUUGACGGCUAUCAGUGUGGAGCGCUAUCUAGGAGUGGCCUUUCCAAUCAAGUACAAACUCAAACGACAUCCACGAAACGCUGUGAUUGCCAGUGCCAUAUUCUGGAUGGUUUCCAUGGCUCAUUGCAGUAUUGUCUAUAUUAUUCAGUACUACAAACCCAGUGAGGUAAAUAAUACCUGCUAUGACGAGUUUAGCGUCGAACAGUUGAAAAUUCUUUUGCCUGUCCGUUUGGAAUUGUUUGCUGUGCUGUUCUGUAUACCUUUCAUCAUCUGCUGCUUCUGCUACGUGAAAUUCAUCCACAUUCUCUCCCGCUUACCCAACAUUAAAGCUAAGAAGCGUUUCAGGGCCAUCGGGCUUGCCCUAGCCACCCUCCUGGUCUUUAUCAUCUGCUUCAUGCCUUACAAUGUGUCCCAUGUUGUGGGUUUUAUUCAAAAUGCCAGUCCUGACUGGAGAGCGUAUGCCCUGCUCCCCAGCACCCUGAAUGCCUGUUUGGACCCUCUGAUUUUUUAUUUCACCUCUUCAGCACUUCGGGCAACUGUAAAAAAGCUGAUAUAUGGAUCCAACAAGCGGAUGCAUCCUUCCUGCUGCCGGAAAUUGCUCAACUGUCCCAAGUUGAGCUGUAUUGCACGUGAAGAAAGCACACAGAGUUCUAAUGACUCUACUCUCUAGAGCUUACAAAUUUAAUUACAGAUAUAUGGGGAUAACUAGAUAAUUACACACACACACACACAUACACACACAUAUUUUAAAGGGUCAAGUUAACCAAUAAUUUAACUAAAGUAGCUUACUGAUGCUGAUAAACAACAGCUAAGGGUGUACUGUAAGUCAGCCAAAUACAGGAUUUUAAUUGUUAUAUAUAUCUUCAGCUUCAAUGACUCUUCGAUGUCUACACUGAUAACCAGAAGAUAUUCCUAAGCUGAUGAUGCACCAAAGGCAGCACAAUGGCUUAGUGGUUAGGACUGUGGCCUCGCACCUCUAUGGUUGAGAGUUUGGGUCUGUAUGUGUGGAGUUUGCAUGUUUUCCCCAUGCUUGAUAGGUUUUCUCCCACAGUCCAAAGACAUACAGAUUAGGUUAACAGGUUGUCACCCUGUCCAUGGUUUUUCCCAUGACCCUGUAUAGAAUAAGUGCUAUAGAAGACGGGUGAUUAGGCCCCAAAAGUUGAACAAACAUAUUUAGCUGUAGCUUCAGUAGUUUCUGAAAAUAUUAAUCUAUGCUUUUUUGGCCACUUGUUGUUUGUCCAACUUUUCUCUGCAGAUCAACCCAAAUCACUUGGUCCUUACUUUAAUCAUAAUAGGCCCAUAGUGUUUAUACCAAAACAACGACCGUCAAAUCUGUAAUUUGUUUGUAUAGGGAUAGCACUGUGUCUACCCAAUAAACGUAAAUAUUGUCUUCUAUUUACUGUAGAUCAGAAUAGCAUUAUUGGGCAAACACCAUGGAAUGUAAUAAACAAUGAAUGUAAAAACACUGAAUGUAGGAAAACUGUUAUAAAAAACUGUUUUCUUCUUCUUUAAAUUAUAAGCUACAGUAUUUAUAGACGUUUAUUUAAAUAUAGAAAGACUGGAAUUUUUGCAACAUUUAUUUAUAGUUUUUUUUCUUUUUUGUUACUUUUCUGUUUUUUUUUUAAAAGCAAUUAAGCUACAUUUCAUCAAUUAGUAGCUUGCCUUCCUUGCAUUAUUAUGAUACUAAAAUUCUGCUGCACUAUUUGUAAAUUAUUAUUUUUUUUUUAUUCACCUUGUAUAUCUAUUUUUUUCUUUUCCCCCUUGUUCUUUUUCUAAGUUAUUCCACAAAUUAUUGGUACAGGUUUAAUUUCAAAUGCCUUUCCUGCUGCAACCUACUCAUUUCUCUAGGCUUCGGACUGGCAUGGAGGAUGCUCUGUAUCUUAGUGGCUGAGUACUGUUUAUGGGCAGUUUAUGGGCACAGGGUCAAACAAUAGUGGCAACCUGGCAAUAAUGAUGUUCAAACCUAAACCCUCAAAUCAGCAGGGAAAAAAUGGCAUGAAAAAAUGUAAGAAACUGAAGAUUUUAUGUUACAUAAAUUAGCAUUAUUUAAUACCAUAUUCAGUGAUUCUUCUUCAUAAUAAUAAUAAUUAUUAUUAUUAAUAAUAAUCUAUUGUAUUAUUCCAAUCUAGUGAUGGAAAAAUAUUAUGCCUAUUGUAUAUUAUGUACAUUCCUCUGAGUUUUAAAUGUUGCAUUAGGUUAAAAAAAUGAAUAUGGUAUCCAAUGUAUAUUUGAUAAAAACAUUUUAAUCAAAGCGACCUGUAGGUAAUAGGUUUAAUUGCCUUUAAAGGUAUGUGUGUGUGUGUUUUUUAAUGAUUACUAUAAUUGUUGUUAAAAAAUUGUUGAAUUUAGCAUUUUGGAUAAAUAAUGGCAUUUCUAAAACAAUGGCAAAGUCUAUAAUUAGAAGGUUUGGAGUUUAAGUCCCAGCAUUGCCAAAGAGUGCCAGAGGCAGUUGAACCAGAACCUUCAAAGAGAAUGUGCUUAGGUACAGAGUUGUGCCAUUGCAAAUAAGGAAUGUAUUUAAAUGUAUUCUGUUUGAACAACUGCUGUAAAUUAAUAAAGUUUUUU